Molecule: messenger RNA, 456 nt
Organism: Phytophthora infestans T30-4
Lineage: Eukaryota; Oomycota; Peronosporomycetes; Peronosporales; Peronosporaceae
Exons: 2
Coding region: 1-456 (151 amino acids)
Source: RefSeq, a predicted model, not a curated record
AUGACACGCCUGUUCUACCAUGCUGUGGCAUCAGCAAUGGCGCUUGUUGCCUCGCUGUCGUCGCUCACAACUGCUCAAUAUUCCAAUAGCAGCAGCACGGACGGAGUGACUGCAGGUAUCGAAGAAGAGAACUUCGGCGUGGGGUGCGGUGCCGCCAUUGAGUACCCAAAGUCCACUGACGACUCCACUGCGCAACCACGGUUUGCAUAUUUGGUCACGAACCCGUUGGCGAAUUUCAUCGCGGUGCACUUCAAGCAGUUCAAUUUACCCAAGAGCGACUAUGUCCAAGUGCGUGCAGCGGACCCUGCAGCUCUGGACACUCGCGUGUUGCAAUACCGUGGCAACGAUUCCACGGGCGGUUUCUUCGCUGAUGCGCUGUCGACGUCGCCAAUUCAUCCGGAUGCGUCGGAUUUGCGGUGGAUAGCUACCAGUAUCUGGGUCAGGGCUCCACACUGA